AUGCCACCUCAAUUAACAUUCAUACAAUUAACAAAUGAAUUAACAAUACCCAUAAAGUUAUUUAUCAAAAAAUAUGAAAAUUCCAAAACUGCUCAAUCAAACACAUCAAAUAUUCAAUCAUUAUCAAUAAAUGAAGUAUCACCAAUAACAAUUCAUAAUAUAACAACUUUAAAAUUAUCAUCAAAUCAAAUUUCUUCAAUUGUUGACAAAAUAACACCACUAAUUAAACCAAUAGUAUAUGAUGUUGGAAAACAAGUACGGACAUACGACCUUAAGAUUGAUAAUUUAAAAUGUGUUGUCCCAGUUGAUGUAAUUAUACAAAUUAGAUUUAGACUAAGAUUAAUUGAUUAUGAAGAAGCUAAAAAAUCAUUAAGUGACUCAUUUUUCAAUACAAUGAUUAAAGAUCAAACAUUUAGCAGUAAAAAGGAAGAGGAGACGGAAAUUGUGUUCAAUGUUGAAGAGACUGAUGAACCGUUGCUAAAUCCUGAUGAUAUUGUUGAAAUUACAGAUGAGAAAAUUAACGAGAAUCAGGAGGAAGAAGAAGUAGUAGAUGAUAAGAAAAAUUAUAGUAAUUAUCUGCUAAAGGGUAAACUGAUUGUUGGAGAUUUUACAAAUUGUAUAAAAGUUUAUGUGUAUUAA
Lodderomyces jiufengensis is the source of this 639-nucleotide messenger RNA. RefSeq lists its product as uncharacterized. The transcript has a single exon. Lineage: Eukaryota; Fungi; Ascomycota; Pichiomycetes; Serinales; Debaryomycetaceae. Bases 1 to 639 code for a protein of 212 amino acids. Gene Ontology annotation, molecular function: flap-structured DNA binding. The record is from RefSeq and is a predicted model, not a curated record. Gene Ontology annotation, biological process: double-strand break repair via single-strand annealing, removal of nonhomologous ends.